UUGUGGGAUUAGUACCACAAGACACAAAGACUUCUAUUUCCCCUACAAGAAGUUGAUCUCAGUCACCAGUCAGUCACCAUGCCAUCCUUGAAAGUUCUCUUCAUCUCCACGCUCGUCUCGAGCAGCUUGGCCGCCCCUCUCGCCGCUCGCUUCGAAAACAACAAGACUGCCGCCGGCCUCUUUGACGAGAACCACCGAACCUCCCUGGAGACCCAGAAAGAGGAUGAGGCGGAGGACUUUGUCGGCAUCCAGGCCCGCAAGAUCGAGGUCAGCCAGGACUUUGCUGACUUGGAGACCCGCGAGGAACAAGAGGUGGGCCAGGACUUCAGCAACGGACUCUAUUCCCGCGAUAUCGAAACCCCCGAAGACGCCCCUGUCCUCGAUACGCGGGACCUGAAGGAAGUCAGCGAGGUCUACUCCACAUACCAGUCCCGCGACGUCGAGGCCGAUGAGGAGGCCGACGCCCUCGAGGCUCGCAGCUUGGACCUGGACGAGGAUUUGGCCAACGUUGAAGCAAGGAACGAAAUCCAGAGCAGGAAGUCAAGGUCCACGACGAAAAACGUGACUCCUUCUUCAACCAAGACCCGCUCCAAUGACAAGAAUAGAGUGGCAGAAGCAAGGCCGCCGCAGCGGGCCGGCCAGGGCGCAAACGUCAAUGGCCCGGUGACCUACACCACUUUUGUUGUUCCUAAGGUAAAUCCCGACCAAAUCGGCGGGUUCCUCGAUUUCAAGACGACCAAGGUGCAGUCCAGGGACAACUUCGACAUCCACGCAAGGAUCCAGGAGAUGCAGGAGACGAUACGUCAGCUCCAGCAGGCGAGGGACGAGGCGGUCAGUCGCAUCCAGAGCGGCUACUACGCCAAGGAUACGAGUGGCGACCGGAUCCAGGACCUGCAGACAGAGCGGCAGCGGCUGCUCGACGUCAUCAGCCAGGCCGAGGCCGACAAGCAGCAGGCCGGGGACCGGAUCGCGGAGCUGCAGCAGAUGAAGAAUCUCGGGACUUACGACAACAACGCCAUCGACGAGGAGAUCCGCGACCAGCAGGCGCGGCGGGACUUGGCGGACCAGAUCAUCAACGAGGCGCAGGCCGACAAGGCGGUCCGCGACCAGCUGAUCCAAGAGCAGGAGCUGCUGCGGAAGCAGGACGACGCGACGAUCCGCGGCGCGCAGGCCUACAAGGACCGGUACGAAGCGCAGAUCCGCGAGGAGGAGAGACAACGCGAGCUCUUGAGGCAGAAGCUGCAGCCCCUGAGCGAGACGGACAGGCGCAACGAGCUCCGCAGACUGUGGUUACAGGAUCUGAACGAGGCGGAUAGAAAGAGGCUGCUGAACCUGAACGAAGUGGAUAGGCAGCUUGAGAUCGACAGGCUGCGGUAUUUGGCCUGUCCCGAGACGGAGAAGGAGCGUCUGCUGCGCUUGGAUGUGAACCAGAGGCUGGUUGAGCUUGACAGACUGCAGCUGCAGGGCUUGAGCAAGAGUGAGAAACAGUAUCAGCGCGAGCUCGAAAGAGAGAACCUACGGUUGCUGGGCCUGAACGAUAAGGACCGCCUGAAUGAGAUCAGGAAGCAACAGGACCGGCUUCUCCGUGAUUCGAAGCUGAGGGACCAGCUCCGCGCCCAGGAGCUGAAGACUAUCAAGGAGGAUUCAGCACGCAAGCUAAGAGAGCAACAGCUCCGCGACGAGAAGCUGAAGACAAGCACUGAGGAGGCAGCGCGCAAGCUAAGAGAACAACAGCUCCGCGACCAGAAGCUGAAGACAAGCACUGAGGAGGCAGCACGCAAGCUAAGAGAACAACAACUCCGCGACCAGAAGCUGAAGACAAGCACUGAGGAGGCAGCGCGCAAGCUAAGGGAGCAACAGCUCCGUGACCAGAAGACGAAAACAAGCAAUGAGGAGGCGGCGCGGAAGCUAAGAGAGCAACAGCUCCGCGACGAGAAGCUGAAGACAAGCAGUGAGGAGGCGGCGCGAAAGCUAAGAGAGCAACAGCUCCGUGACCAGAAGACGAAGACAAGCAAUGAGGAAGCGGCGCGCAAGCUAAGGGAGCAACAGCUCCGUGACCAGAAGACGAAAACAAGCAGUGAGGAGGCGGCGCGAAAGCUAAGAGAGCAACAGCUCCGCGACCAGAAGACGAAGACAAGCAAUGAGGAAGCGGCGCGCAAGCUAAGAGAACAACAACUUCGCGACCAGAAGACGAAGACAAGCAAUGAGGAGGCGGCGCGCAAGCUAAGGGAGCAACAGCUCCGCGACGAGAAGCUGAGGACUGCCAAGGAGGAGACGGCGCGCAAGGCGAAUAACGCAAAGGAGGAGGCGGCACGCAAGCUAAAGGAAACCAAAGUGACUCGUCCGAACAUAGUUUCGAACCCAGUUCCGAAGCAGCCUUCGAGGCAGCCUUCGAAGAAGCCUUCGAAGAAGCCCGGAAAAUGAGGGGUGUAUUGUGGCAAUUGAUAAGCAAUGACAUGAUCAUGAUGGGGGUUGGCUUGGUGUUUGGCGCGUGAGUUACUUUCGUUAACGGAUGGGAGACAUAUUGAUUGGGACGAGUGACUUGGGCUCGAGGCAGAACAAAAGUGAUACUCACACUUAUAAUACACAAAUCUUC
Messenger RNA from Colletotrichum destructivum, 2596 nucleotides. Its product is annotated as Putative leucine-rich repeat domain superfamily. NCBI's taxonomy places the organism in Eukaryota, Fungi, Ascomycota, Sordariomycetes, Glomerellales, Glomerellaceae. The coding region runs from base 79 to 2424 and encodes 781 amino acids. The transcript has a single exon. The record is from RefSeq and is a predicted model, not a curated record.